Bacillus rossius redtenbacheri is the source of this 3244-nucleotide messenger RNA. Its product is annotated as monocarboxylate transporter 13-like. Gene Ontology annotation, molecular function: monocarboxylic acid transmembrane transporter activity. Gene Ontology annotation, biological process: transmembrane transport. The transcript has 11 exons. Gene Ontology annotation, cellular component: membrane. Lineage: Eukaryota; Metazoa; Arthropoda; Insecta; Phasmatodea; Bacillidae. The record is from RefSeq and is a predicted model, not a curated record. The coding region runs from base 985 to 2748 and encodes 587 amino acids.
GGUUAUGCCCCUGAUAGGCAGAGAGAUUCUAUUUUCCCAUAGAACAAUGAAGGAGCUAUAGAAGUGUGACUCUUACAGAGGAAAUAGAAAUGUUAUGUACGACAAGUAAUGCUAUCUAAAAUAAACUUGGAUAGGAGGUUAAAUCCAAAGUGUGAGUGUUAUAAUGAUUAUUUAACUACUCAAUGGCUAAUUGCUUUGUAAACAUAUUUAAAAUGUUCAAUACCGUUUUGUAAUUAAAAAGAGAAAUUUUUAUGUAAAUAAGUAGGAGAUGCAGUUUUUCUGGUAUGCCACACCAAAAUAUUUGGCUACCAAAAUAAAGCGAAUUAAUUUUCUCUGGUUUCUUUGCCUGAUAAUAGCUGAUGCAUUACUUCUCACAAUCAAUGUAGCUAUGUUAGUAAUAAUAUAUUAUGAAAGCUACUGUCUAGCAAGUGGGCCCAAAACUGCUUCAAAACAAUGUUUGUCUCCCCCACCCAUUCCCAAAUGGAAAUUCAGUGCAUGCUUCUAGCCCUAUGCACAUAUUUAAAGCACAGUUGAAGUCAUUAGUCACUAGAGUUUGUAUGGAGAUGGAAGGUGUCAGUACUUUGGAAUGAAAAUCCAUCAACAGUGCAGGUGAACGGGUUCAAGUCUACUUACUAUCUGUAGGUACCCCAGAUAAGGAGACUAGCUCAGCAACCUUGGAACGGCAGACAAAAGUAAGGUACAUUAUUAAUUUAAUCCUCGAGACACUUUUCUAGGGAUGGUGAAAUGUCUGGUUAUAAAUCUGCUAGCUACUGCUUAUCGUGACUUGAUGGAUAGGGCUUCAAUUGACAUUAUUCGUCGAGAAUUUGCAUGACACGACCACGAGGGAAGUAGUUGGUUUGAAGUUUGCUUUGAGAAACACUGCACUCGUUGCUGGGAUCUAAAUAACCAGAACUGCAUGCACUGGACGUCUACAGACACCCGAAUUUUUAGACGCGGCGGAGGUCGGGUUGGAGCAGCCACGACAUGGAGCGGUCCUCCGGAGGGAAGAAGGAAGACGCCGAGAAGAGGGCGCCGCUGCUGGGAGACCAAGAUGGCCGUGCAGUCGAGCUGCUGCCCCCUGACGGCGGCUGGGGGUGGAUGGUGUCUCUGGGCUCCGCGCUCAGCAACAUUAUAACAUACCCUGCAAUGCAAACGUUCGCCUUGGUGUACAAAGACAGGUUUUUUAGUAUUGGAAUGUCGGCGACUCAGAUAUCCAUUUUAAUCAGCGUGAAUGCAGGCUUUGGCAUGAUUUUCGGUAUGAUUCACGGAGUAUUCAUCAAGCGGUUCGGCUACAGAAAAGUAGCCGUCGUCGGAUCCAUCAUAAUGUUCUCGGGCAUGCUGGCCACUAGCUUCGGGAACUCCUUCGCGUACUUCCUCACCACGCAUGGAUUCGUUUUCUCGUUCGGCAUGAGCAUGUUGGCGCACGCCUUCCACGUGGCCUUGAACUCGUACUUCAAGGAGAGGCGAGGCAAGGCGAUGGGUCUGGCCAUGACGCUGACGGGAAUAGGACCCACGGUGAUGCCCCUGCUCAUCAGCCAGCUGCUGGAGCGCUAUGGUGUGGUCGGCACGGGGCUCAUCAUGAGCGCUCUGAACCUGCACUCUCUCGUCGGGGCUUUACUCCUGCAGCCCGUCAAGUGGCACAUGAGGCCGCGACCCGUCGAUCCUGCCCGAGAACCACUCAUGGAUUUCAAGAGUUUGGUCAAAAGUGAUAGCAAGGAUGAUGCAAUCACGCCUGUACAAAUAACAGUCGAUCUCCAAGUCAAAGCUCAAAAUUUUGAAGACCCUGACAUGCCAACACUCCAGAAGAAAGAUCACUUACACACAUCUAGUGGCGAGAGGACGACUGAACCAGAGGAAGCGGAGUCGGCGAGUCCUGCGGGAAGGAGCGACUCCGUGGCGGCGCCGGUGGCCGAGGACGACCUCCCAGGCACGGACAAGCAGUUGGACGAUGGACAGAGCUUCGAAAUUCCGAAGUCAAAUGCUGAACAGAGAAAGGAUUCAAAUAUCUCCAAUCAACCGUAUAAUGAACGCUGCAUGGCUUCAAGUAAAGUAAGUGAUGAACAGGAUGAUGUGGCUACAGAAAAGAAAGAUGACCCGAAAGAGCAAAAUAAGACAACUUUAUGGCAGAGAAUCGCAACAGAAAUGGACUUGAGCUUGCUGAAAGACCCGAGCUUCAUCAAUCUCCUUUUUGGGAUAUGCAUCGCCAUAACGGCGGAGCUGAAUUUUUCUAUGCUCACGCCACUUAUCCUCGCCGACCUGAGCUUCACGGACAACCAGAUUGCGCUCACCAUGUCCACCAUCGCGGCUGUGGACAUAGUGUUCCGGUUCCUCUCUCCUUUCUUCGCAGACUACAUGCACUACAGUGCGAAGACCAUGUACCUGAUCAGCCUAGUUCUGCUUAUAGUCUCCAGGACGACUGUGAUGUUCUUCACCACGUUCUCCUCGCUGAUGCUGGUGAGCGUGGCGCUGGGGGUGGCCAAGGGCGUGCGGACGGUGUACAUGACCUUGGUGAUCCCCAGCUACGUGACGGUGGAGCAGAUCCCGCUGGCGACGGGCAUGCAGAUGCUUCUGAACGUCGUCUUCUACCUCACCUGCGGCCCAAUUAUCGGUUAUGUUCGCGAUGUGAGUGGAAGUUACAACGCGUGCAUAUUUAUUAUAAACAUACUAUCAUUCGUGACCAUAGUUAUGUGGCUUACUGAGUUUUUUUACAAGAAAUUUAAAAUCAAAAGCGAACCUUCUGCGGCUUGACUUUUUAAUAUCUCCAGGACGUCUGCAAUCUUUGGAGCACUGCUAGUGUUUUAAACUCAAACAAAUCUAAGCUGUAUUUGAUCAGGCAUAACAGACAACAUAAUUAUCUGCCACUGUUGUUAGAUUACGUACAUCUUCCAGUAGAAGACAUAUAGAGGGAGAGAGAGAGAGAGAGAGAGAGAGAGAGAGAGAGAGAGAGAGAGAGAGAGAUUUAACUACGCCCGUAAGGUAUGAGAAAGUCUUGUAAAACAGUGGGGAACUGUGCUGGCAACAUUAGAAGAUAUGUUUUGCGGAACUCGAGUGGAGGAAGAAUGUAUGUAAAAGAUGGCGAAGAGCAAGAAAGGCCGGGAAAGAAAAUGAUAUUGAUGUUUACUUUUACGUCAUCAAAGUGAUUUAAAAAAUUUCAGUGAAACAUGCCUGUCAAAUGCAACAUGCCUUAGGAAGGAUUUGGCACCAGUAUUAAAAGUUUGACAUGUAUCCCCGUAACUUACCUCAA